CAUUCCUUGAACCGGAAUAACCUGCGUGCAACAAGUUGUCCAUGUUUUGAUUCUGGAAAUUUCUCUGCAACAGUUCUGAGAAGUGUAAAGAAUGAUUUAAAUCUGUCCCUUCUUUUUCCAAUUGUAAACCAAUCAACAACUUUCUUAUUCUCCAAUUAAUCAUGGAAGCAUGGUACAUGGACGAUUCUGAUGAAGAUCAAAGACUACCACACAAACUCGAUCCAAACCAACAAGUAACCACUAGUGAAUUAGAGCACCUCGGAGUUUUUUAUUGGAAGUUAAACGCAGACAUUUAUGAAAAUGACCCAGAGCUGGAGAAGAUCCGAAAAGAGAGAGGAUAUUCAUAUACAGACAUUGUCUGUAUACGCAAGGACACACUCCCCAACUAUGAGGAAAAGCUGAAGAUGUUCUAUGAAGAGCACCUGCACCUGGACGAUGAGAUCCGCUACAUCUUGGAUGGCAGGGGCUACAUGGAUGUGCGCAACAAAGACGACCGCUGGAUAAGGAUCGCCAUAUCCAAGGGAGACUUGAUCACUCUUCCGGCCGGUAUCUACCACAGGUUCACCAUAGAUGAAAAUAACUAUGCCAAGGCCAUGAGACUGUUCAUUGGGGAGCCGGUGUGGAAGGCUUACAAUAGACCUGCUGAUGACUUUGAAAUCCGACAGAGUUAUGUGAAGUCAUUGGAAUGUGCCUAAUGGUCUAGGUGCUGUAUAGGUCUGUUAACUAACUACACCACUGUCUAAAUACCUUGUACAUUGUGUCAACCACAAUAUUAGCAGUGGGAUUAUGUUGAUCUCACAAUAUGGUAUCACAAAAACCAUAACGUCUAAAGAUCUCUACUGUGGUAGUGGUUGUGAUGUUUACACUCUCUUUAUGGAAGUGAAACAUUAAUUGAGCACAAGUGCUUCAUCCUUUUAAUAGUAAUAUGAUGUAGAAGGGGAUCACACUACUUAUUUACACUUAUAGUGUACAAAAUAAAGCUUUGAUUGUAACCUGA
This is a messenger RNA of Engraulis encrasicolus (European anchovy), 997 nucleotides long. It is a transcript of the gene adi1, whose product is annotated as acireductone dioxygenase 1. Bases 162 to 695 code for a protein of 177 amino acids. NCBI's taxonomy places the organism in Eukaryota, Metazoa, Chordata, Actinopteri, Clupeiformes, Engraulidae. The transcript is spliced from 4 exons. The record is from RefSeq and is a predicted model, not a curated record. Gene Ontology annotation, molecular function: acireductone dioxygenase [iron(II)-requiring] activity.